UUGCAAACUGGGGAUGUUUUAGCGUGGUGCCCAAAGCCAGAAAUCCUCUCCGCCCCUGUAUUGAAAAUUACCAAGCACACCACGUCUGUUUGCACUUUUCAUGGAAUUCUCUGCAUUUCGUGGAAGACUCUGAUGCGCUGAUGCCUGGUAGACACCUUAGAACUUUAAAAACGGAAAGGACCUGCUUUUAGGGGAUAAUGCUGAGGGACACUAUGAAAUCUUGGAAUGAUAGCCAGUCAGAUCUCUGUAGCAGUGACCAAGAAGAAGAAGAAGAGAUGGUUUUUGGUGAAAAUGAAGAUGAUUUGGAAGAGAUGAUGGAUUUCAGUGAUCUGCCUACCUCACUUUUUGCUUGCAGUGUCCAUGAAGCAGUGUUUGAGGUGCAAGAGCAGAAGGAGAGAUUUGAAGCACUUUUCACUGUCUACGAUGACCAGGUGACGUUUCAGUUGUUUAAAAGCUUUAGAAGAGUCAGAAUAAAUUUCAGCAAACCAGAAGCAGCAGCAAGAGCACGAAUAGAACUCAACGAAACAGACUUCAAUGGGAAGAAGCUGAAGCUGUAUUUUGCACAGGUACAGAUGUCCAGUGAAACACGGGACAAGUCGUAUUUACUGCCGCCCCAGCCAGUCAAACAAUUCCUCAUCUCCCCACCUGCAUCGCCCCCGGUGGGGUGGAAGCAGGGGGAAGACGCGAUGCCAGUUAUAAACUACGACUUACUCUGUGCAGUCUCCAAACUGGGACCAGGAGAGAAAUACGAGCUCCAUGCAGGAACAGAGUCAACGCCAAGUGUGGUGGUUCAUGUCUGUGAAAGUGAAACUGAAGAGGAAGAAGAAACAAAAAACCCCAAACAGAAAAUUACCCAGACAAGGCGCCCCGAACCUCCAGCCGCAGCACUGAGUGAGCCCCAGAACUUUGAUGGGGCGCUGUGAAGCCUCUGGGGGGGGUGUGAGGCAGCUGCCCUCCUGGGCUCAGCACCAGAGGCCUGUGCUCCUCCGGUGCUUUGCUGCUCAACGUGUGUAUAGGUGAGGCUGGGGGUUGUGAAUAGGUGAGGCAAGGUGUUGCCACUGCCCCAGCACUGGAUCACAGCAGAGAGUAGCAGCUGAUUUUACCUGUUCAAAAUUUUAACAGAUAUCCUGAACAGCACUUUAAAUGAAAGGAUUAGCCACCAACAUGUCCCAUCUCUUGACCAUUUUUAAGCAGUAGCAAAUUAGGAAAUUUGUUUGAUUCCUGGCUCCCUCCAGCAGUGUUAAUUUCCCCAAUUCCAUAUAGCAUGGGCUACCCAAAAACUAAAGCUGUAGUCACCGAGUGCAGUAUCAUUUUUAUGAAUUUGAAAAUAGUCUUAAAAUUCUAAUAAUCGAAUGUGGGUAUUUUGUAAUGGUGUAAUAGCUUCCUACUAAUCUAUCUACUGAUCAAAGGUUGUUAUUCAAUACACAUGAAAUUUUUUGCACAAAAAGAGAUCUGAAAUACAGAAUAAUUCAUAGAGAGUCAUUUUUCUCAAGUAGUUCUUUCUUUAGCCUUGGAGAGGAAAUGCCAAAUUCACUUUGACUCCUGGAAUCCAGUGGGUUACAUUGGUGUAAUGUUACUCUCUUCCCUGUUACCCUUACUUGAGAGAGGAAGGUGACGCACAGCCCACUGUCCCGAAUGCGUCAUCCCUCCCAGGAAACUGCUACUUUGGAAGCGGGACAUACCACCAGUGAGUUUGGCUAAUCACGACCUCAGGUGGUGACCAAAGUCUGCCAUCUGUGACCACAUGCUAGCCCACAGCAUAUCCAACUGUCCUCGGUCACUGGUUGAGUUUUUUAAUGUUAUACAUAUUGUGCGUGUGUCAUUCAGAGACUGUAAAUUAGAAAAGGUAAUGACAAGAUUGUCUGAAGACCAUUUUUUAAUUGUAUAGAUACUUUCCAGUUUGCUUUGAAAGAAAAGGCACACAUAUUCUUUUUCUGUGAAUCAAGGAAGGACGGGAGGAAAUCAAGAUCAUUCAGUUAGUGAGACUUUGUUUUUGGUGCAAUAUAGUAUCCUGGCUGACACUUGGCAUUUUCCCCUAAAACAGAAUUGUUUUUUACUUGUGUUUCAGAGUGGGUAGUUGAAGCUCCUAACACAGAAACGGGCAUCUUUUUAACUUUGUGUGGUCUGUGCAGAUUCUGCUGUCCCUUUACAGAAAAGUCCUGUAACUAAGAAGACUUUGCUCUGGUCAGGUGGCUCUGCUGAUCUCUGUUCUCUGAUCUCACAUCUGGAGCUCCCUGGUAUGUGCGUGAAGGGGCUGCAUACAGGAGUUUGGGUUGGUAAACUGCUGUGGCUGCCACUACACAGAGAGAAGAAUGCUGAAAUUCACGCCAUAGUGUCCGCACAUUUUUGGUAGCAUGUUUAGAGGUUCUUACUAUGGUAGGAUUUAUUUCUGAGGACUUAAACCAUAUUGCCAAAAAAAAAAAAAAAAAGUUUUCUAUUUUUUUUCUAUUUUUCCUUGCCCUCAAAUACCUGAAAUGUUAAGCUCUCCUAUUUGUGUAUGUCCACCACUGUUCAGCCUCAAUAUAAAUUCAGUUGAGAUGUGUGAUUCCAUAAGCAGUUUAUUAUUUUUUUUAAGAUUUUAUUUAUUUAUUCAUGAGAGAGAGAGAGAGAAGCAGAGACAUAGGCAGAGGGAGAAGCAGGCUCCCUGUGGGGAGCCUGACAUGGGACUCGAUCUCAAGAUCCUGGGAUCACAACCUGAGCCAAAGGCAGAUGCCCAACCACUGAGCCAACCAGGCAUUCCCCCAUAAGCAGUUUCUUAAAUUCAGAUCGUCAUUUGGCACCCAGUUAAUAAAUUUACUUUGCAUUCUAAAUUCACCAUUUAGCCAAUGUUUUAUCUGGUUAUACCAACUUGUCAUUUGCAGAAUGGACCCUGUAUGUCAGGAAAUAUAUGUAUUUUCAACAGUGGGGGAUUUUAAAAUUUCCUUUUAGGUAAUAUCUAUUAGCUAUAAUUUUCUAAGUGAUCAAAAUCCAUGAUGUUUUAUUAUUUGGCUUGGCUUUCGUGGUCUUCCUUCCAAUUAAAGAAUAGUCUAUCCCAAACUUACAUAACCUGUUUCUAAAGUCAAGCAGUGCAGAUUACCUCAAAAUUUCUUUUUCUCUGUCCUUAUUUUUUUUAGAGUAUUGAAUUGAAGAAAAGCUUAAACCAAAAUAUAUAUGUUAAAUAAUUAUGUACUAAAUACAAAAUAUUUAUUAUUUAAUAUAUACAUAUAUUAAAGUUUUCUGAAUGGAGAACAUUAAUAUUUUCAUUCUUUCUAGUAUAAUAUUUCCGUAAGGUGAACUCUAAAAGAAAAAAUUAACUUUUAAAUGUGGUGAAAUCAACCAGUAUCUCAAAUAUUAUGGUCUCUGUCCUUUUUUGACUUUUUCAUAUCCAGCUCACGUAACCAUCUUGUAAGAGAUGAGUCUCAUGUACUUUUUCAAAGUUCCUUUUAAUAAGUUUAGUUACAUUUGUCUUUUUGGAAACUGAGUUAUUGCUUAGAUUUAACUCUAAUAGUAUAGUAGCCAUGUUCUCUUUAGAAAUCAUAAUUUCAUCUCAGGAAUCAAAUUAUUUAGAGCAUUGUGAGGAAAGAAAAUGAUGCUUUGUGUUACGGAAAAAGCAUUUUUUUAAAAUAUAUUUUUAUUUAUUUAUUCAUGAGAGACAGAGAGAGAGAGAGAGAGAGGCAGAGACACAGGCAGAGGGAGAAGCAGGCUCCAUGCAGGGAGCCUGACGUGGGACUCGAUCCCCGGUCUCCAGGAUCAGGCCCUGGGCUGAAGGCAGAUGCUUAACCGCUGAGCCACCCAGGGAUCCCCCGGAAAAAGCAUUUUUGAAGGAUAAGAAAAUCCUAACACUUAAUAAGGAUAGUCAACAAAACCUGCAGUGUGGCAGUGCAUUGGCUUCUACAUUCUAGGUUCUUUUGAAAUACCUACCUGAUGAAACUGGAAAUUAACCCAUUUAAAAAGUGCACUAGUAUGAGCAUCAACUAGUUGAAGGUGCUAAGAGAUGGAAUCAGUAAAAUCAAUUCCCUUGUCUUGGGGACCUGAGCAUCAGGGGGAGAGCAAACUCAUUUUCUUUGUUUUGCUUCUUCAUACUUUAUACACUAAACCUAUCCACAGAUUUGAGAGCACAGGAAGUUUUAAGUUCAACAUAAAGGCUUAAAUAGAACAUGGUGUGUCCAAAUCAGAGCUGCCAGGAGACAGAGCAGGAACAGCACCAUCCUUCUUUGAGAAUACAGUCAUUUUGUUUCCCACUCACAGGGACUCCAUCUCUUAAUGUUGUGAUAGAAAGUGGAGAUUAGAUUUCCUCAGAAUCUCAGCCAUAGUGCCCAAGGUGUCUCUAGAAAUGACACAAUCCACUCCUCAUGUAACACAGAUGAGAAAACAGAGAUGAACAUCUUAUUUUGAAGACCACAGGGACUGGGUUGGCUUCCCAAAUCCCCCAGGAGGGCUUUUGCUCCUUUCUUCUUGCAUUGGCCUCUCAGAAGCAGUGAAUCCCUGUCAUAAGAAAAUAGAAAAAAAAAAAAAAGGAAAAGAAUUCUAUCUCCCCUGAAAGGAUACAGUGAAUAAGGAACAUCCAGUGAAGGCAGUGACUUAGUAACUUCAUGAAUGAAACCAAUGUUCCAUGUUUUGGUGUUUUUAUUAUCAUUGUACUGUUGGGAUUGGAAUCUACUUAAAUAAUGUUAUUUUGGUAGCCAGCAAUUGUGCUGACAUUUUAUGUGGGCUUUCCUAGAUUUUAAAUUAUAUAUAGUCAUAUUUGAAAUGUGAUUCUAAUGACGCAACUUGAGAUCUCAUAGGAUUUGGACAUAGUUUGCAGUGCAAUGACACUGGCACUCGGCGCUCAUAAAAUGGAGCUCUGUUAAAAAUUAAAGACUCACCGAUACUUCAUGUUUUUAUAUAGACUCUUUUACGGACCACAGUUUUAUUUUUAAAAGGGAAGAUCUCAGACAUAAUUAAACAGUGGAAAAUGUACGAAAUUCUUUGGUGCAUCAAAGUUCCUUGUCUGCUGGUAUCUCUCUUUUCUUGGGAGUUGUAUACUUUCAUACCUGUUACGCAGGUGAACUUGGUCAACCUUUCUCUCACUCUGCUUCUCUUUUACACACCUGCAUGUAUAUCCUUCUGUACAAAAGGAAACAUGUGACUUAUAAACGUGACAAUAAAAAGGAACAAAAGAUGAGGGAAUUAGUUGCCUCCUAGCUAGGGUGGGAAGUCCAUUGUUACAGAAACUCACUUUUUAGAAGGUUAAAUAAAUUUAAAGAAUAAGGUUUAUGGACUGUGUUCCAGAAUUUGAUAAACACAUUUGUUUUAUAACGUCCCCUUGGGGUGUGAGUCAGCCAGGUCAUCUUCACUGGAAUGCCAUUGUUGUCUCUAUCCAGGAAUCAGGAGGAAAUGUUAAUAAUUUGAAGAGUGUUGUUAUUAAUACCAAAUACACAGGCAACAAAGCAACAGAAAAUUGUAACAACUGCGAUGUUUUACUGACCAAAAACAUUAUAAAAAUGGUUAUGUUCAAAAUAGAAGUUUCCAGCCAAGGUUAAGAGGUACUAACAUUGAGUGGAGUCAGUGUCUCCUUCCAUGUAAACAAAAGCAUAAGGACCUUCUUUGAACUUAGGCAUGUGUGGUCUCUCUUGUAAACUGUUUCCUUUUGAAGCAAAAUCAUGUCCUACAGACUCUUGGGAGUUCCUGCAUAGCAUUGACUGAAUAUUCAUUCUUGUCAUCUGGAAGGUCUAUAUCUAUGCAGAUAAUACAUGUUUUUCUAUAUUGUUUUCUAUUUAGUCCCCAGUCUUCCUAAACCAGACUGGAGACUGAGGAGAGAUAAAGGUGGCUAAUCCUGUCACUGUGCCAUCUUCUUCCCGCUGCUUUUCAGCCCCCGAGAUGGGGGCCCCAGAGAGGAGCGAUCUACAUUUCUGCUGUAUCAUGCAUGUCCUCCAGCUUUGACUUCUGUCUUCAUUGAACCCAGGAGGUGAAUUUAUUAUUUUAUCUGAACAUGUUGGUGAUCUUGUGUUACAUUCUGGGGGACAUUACUUUUCUGGUACUGUAAAUUGUAGGGAAUAUUCAUUGUGCUUCGAAAACCUGGUCAGUAAUUUAUAUAUAUGUAUUCUGUAUUUUCGUGUGCUUGAUGUGACAAUCCAUAGUUUAUAGUAGUUUGUUAUUGUCAACUUUGGCUAUCCUGUAUUUUUAGGACAUUUAAAUGUCCAUUGUCCUCUCAAAGUGACAAAAGCAGAAUGUAAUUUUUUUGGAAUCCUUGUGAUUACUUGUAACAAGAUUGUUUUUAAAGCUAAUAAAAAUAAAGUUAGGAUUUUUUUUAAAAA
Canis lupus familiaris (dog) is the source of this 6275-nucleotide messenger RNA. It is a transcript of the gene RCAN3, whose product is annotated as RCAN family member 3. Bases 198 to 923 code for a protein of 241 amino acids. The record is from RefSeq and is a predicted model, not a curated record. Gene Ontology annotation, biological process: calcium-mediated signaling. Gene Ontology annotation, molecular function: nucleic acid binding; calcium-dependent protein serine/threonine phosphatase regulator activity. Gene Ontology annotation, cellular component: nucleus; cytoplasm. The transcript has 5 exons. NCBI's taxonomy places the organism in Eukaryota, Metazoa, Chordata, Mammalia, Carnivora, Canidae.